Morchella importuna is the source of this 2100-nucleotide messenger RNA. RefSeq lists its product as uncharacterized. NCBI's taxonomy places the organism in Eukaryota, Fungi, Ascomycota, Pezizomycetes, Pezizales, Morchellaceae. Gene Ontology annotation, molecular function: serine-type endopeptidase activity. Gene Ontology annotation, biological process: proteolysis. The coding region runs from base 1 to 2100 and encodes 699 amino acids. The transcript is spliced from 6 exons. The record is from RefSeq and is a predicted model, not a curated record.
AUGCCGUCUUUUAGCCCCUCAAUCCUCCUUGCACUUCUCUUGCCAUUUUCACAAACUGUAAUGGCAAGAUUCACCCCAAAGGACCUCUUGAGCGCGCCACGCCGCGGUGAAGCCGUACCAAACAAGGCCGGUACGCUUGCCAUCUUCCAUUCGUCGACGUACUCUUUCGAUUCCCACAGCAAGACCUCGACAUGGAGCUUGCUCAACCUAGACACCGGCGCGACCUCGGUGCUGUUCAAUGACACUGCGGUCCAAGAGGUGGCCUGGCUUAACGACGAUAGCAUCCUGUACAUCAAUGAGACGAACCCAGACGUAAAGGGCGGGUCGCAGCUCUGGCUGUCGAAUUGCCACAACCCGGAUACAAAGAAGCUGUUCGCAUCUCUCAACGCCCCCGUAUCAAACCUCAAGCCUGUCGUUCGGGGUGAGUACCUGAACUUUGUGGUCUCGGCGCUCUCAACCCCCUCUACCGGUGAGGCAUAUAACGCGGAAACAGCUCCGAAGAAGUAUACCUCAGGGCUGUCCUACGAGUCGUUGUUUGUCCGUCACUGGGACUCUUAUAUCAAGCCCCAAAGGUCUUCCCUCUUCACCGGCCCCGAAUCGAACAGUGAUGCUGUGCACAAACAAUUGAUGAACCUUCUUGGAUCUGGCUCAAAGCUCGAGACGCCUGUAGCUCCCUUCGGCGGUGCAGAGGACUUCACCAUCUCCCCCGACGGCGACACAGUAGCGUUCCUGUCAAAGUCGCCCGAUCUGAACCCAGCCAACAACACCCAAACACUCGUCUACACCAAAGAUACCGACGGCAACCUCAUUGCCCAAGGCGCCUCUUCCUCCCCUGUCUACUCGCCUGACGGGAAGUACAUCGCAUACCUGCAGAUGUAUCAGAACGGCUACGAGAGCGACCAAAACAAGAUCUUCCUCUACGAGAUCUCCUCCUCCAAGACCACGCUGUUGCUGAAGGACUGGGAUAACUCUCCAUCGAAGCUUGUGUGGGCUCCGGACAGCGCCGCGCUGUAUAUCGUAGCUGAAAAUAACGGGCGUGGAAAGCUCUUCAAGACUGGUAUUGUGGGUGCGAACUCCGGGGAUGUAGAAGAGCUCAUCAGCGAGAACUCGGUCAAUGGAGUGCACAUCCUCCCCACUGGGAAGCUGCUCAUCUCGAAGAACUCGCUCACGUCGUCCACUGGAUACUUUACCCUCGACCCGUCCUCGAAAACUGUUACUCCCCUUCUUUCACCUGUAAAAGUCGACAAAGAGCUAUCGUCACUCGAGAAGGUUACUGUAGAGGACUUCUCCUUCAAAGGGGCUGACGAUGUAGAGGUCCAUGGCCUCAUUACAAAGCCUAGCAACUUUGACGCCAAGAAGAAGUGGAAGAUGGCCUUCUUCAUCCAUGGUGGUCCACAGGGCGCCUGGACGGAUUCAUGGAGCACCAGGUGGAACCCGGCUGUGUUUGCUGAGCACGGAUAUGUAGUUGUAGCUGUGAAUCCCACCGGAAGCACUGGGUACGGACAAAAGUUUGUCGAUGGCAUCCAAGGACAAUGGGGUGGCAGACCAUAUAUCGAUUUGGAGAAGGCCUUUGAGUAUCUUGAGAAGUCUGACAAAUAUAGCUACAUUGACUUUGACAACUCGGUAGCUUUGGGCGCUAGUUAUGGUGGAUACAUGAUCAACUACAUCCAAGGAAAGCCCCUCGGAAGGAAAUUCAAAGCCCUCGUCUGCCACGACGGCGUGUUCUCAACACUCAACCAGUACUCCUCCGAAGAGCUCUACUUCCCCCAACACGACUUUGAGGGCAAAAUCUGGGAGAACCGCGCCGGGUACAGCAAAUGGGACCCAGCCGCGCUGGUCACGAACUGGGCCACACCGCAGCUCGUGAUCCACAACGAGCUCGACUACAGGCUCCCUGUGAGCGAGGGGUUGGCGGUGUUUAAUAUUCUGCAGGAGCUAGGGGUGCCGAGUAAGUUUUUGACGUUCCCGGAUGAGAACCAUUGGGUUUUGAAGCCGGAGAAUAGUCUGUUUUGGCAUGAGACGGUGUUGGAGUGGAUUGAUAGGUGGACCACGGCGGAGAAGAAGGGGGAGAAGGUGGUGAGGGUGCGGGGGGAGUUGUGA